Molecule: messenger RNA, 1455 nt
Organism: Aspergillus affinis
Lineage: Eukaryota; Fungi; Ascomycota; Eurotiomycetes; Eurotiales; Aspergillaceae
Product: MFS transporter
Exons: 2
Coding region: 1-1455 (484 amino acids)
Biological process (GO): transmembrane transport
Molecular function (GO): transmembrane transporter activity
Source: RefSeq, a predicted model, not a curated record
AUGGGAAAACAUGCCGCAAACUUAGCUGGUCUCCCUACUGCAAACGAGGCCAUCCUCGUUACUUGGGAUUCUAUAGAUGACACAGAAAAUCCUCGAAACUGGGACAGUGCGCGGAAAUGGAGAGUGACAAUAUCAAUCUCGGCCUUCGUGCUGAUGAACACACUCUCUUCGACUAUCAUUGCUCCAGCGCUCAGCCAAAUUGCCGAAACACUCCACGUCAAUAAUGAUGUGGAAAAAACUCUAAUACUGUCUAUAUUUGUGCUUGGUUUUGCGAUUGGCCCCUUCAUUGCCUGCCCGUUGUCUGAAAUUCACGGGCGCAAGGUAACUAUUCAUUCAUGGAACUUCUUAUACCUCAUAUUCAAUACAGUAUGCGGUGUGGUUAAUUCCACAGCAGCUAUGCUGGUAUUGCGGUUUUUAGCAGGGUUCUUUUGCAGUGCGUCCCAGGGCAUCGGGACCGGCGUUGUUUCUGAUCUCUUCUCUAAGGAACAGAGAGGAAGAGCAGUAGCCAUUUACAGCAUUUUUCCGCUUAUGGGCCCCAUUGUUGGACCUGUUCUAGGAGGUGUAAUAGCUCAGCACACCACCUGGCGUUGGGCCUUUUAUGCGGCCUCUCUACUUGAUGUACUUAUUUUGGUUCCCAGUGUCUUCACUUUACGGGAAACCUAUGAACCUGUUCUGUUACGGCGAAAGAAAGAGCGUCUGACCAAAGAGACUGGUAGGACAUACCAAACUCAGCAUGACGAUUUGGACCAACCUCGUUCGCUGGUGUACUCAAAUGCCCUUGUUCGUCCGUUGAAAAUGCUCGCGACGCAGCCGAUCAUUCAGAUGUUGGCCCUUUACAAUGCAAUCUUGUACGGAGUGAUAUAUAUACUGUACACUAACUUCCCUACGUUGUGGACCGAUAUCUACCACGAAAGCCAAAGCAUUGCGGCCCUCAAUUACCUAUCUCUUUUUGUCGGCUCAGUCAUUGCAGCAGAAGUCUCUACACGUGUGAUCGAUCACAUACAGAGGCAUCUCUACGCAACGCACGGUGGCGUCCAUCUGCCAGAGUUUCGCCUGCCAGUGAUGCCGGCCGCGACCCUGACCCAGGCAGCGGGCAUAUUUCUAUACGGAUGGAGUGCUGAUUUUCGGACUCACUGGAUCCUUCCCAAUGUUGGUGCCGCCGUUUUCAUGGGUGCUGCUAUGACAUGUGCCAUUGCAGUGAAUAUGUAUAUGAUUGACACCUAUGGAAAGUAUGCUGCGAGUGCAUUAGCUGCUAUCUCUAUGCUUCGCCAGAUAUUUGGAUGCUUUUUCCCCAUAUUUUCCCCUUAUCUAUAUGAUCGUCUUGGUUACGGGUGGGGCAACAGCGUUCUGGGAUUUAUUUCACUAAGUAUUGGGCUGCCUUCUGUGCUUGUGCUCUGGAAAUGGGGAGGCGAAUUGAGAAAACACAGUCCCUACGCAAACGAUGGGACAACGUAA